AUGACUGAGAUUAUACCCAACGCCAGAAGGAUGGUCAUCAACAGAUGCAACCUCUUCAACGGGGACGACCCUUCAACAUCACUCAUGCCAGCUAUAGAACCUCUAAAAAUUCAAAUCGAACCCACGCCAACAUCCCAAAGCCUAAGCAACCUCCACAAACGCCCGAAAAAGCUUAAACACACUCCCAAACGCCGAAAACUUCACCUCAGUCCCCGCACCAACCACCACCACCUGCCCCUUCCUCAUGCCCAGCCUCUUCGCCCCCCUCUGCCCACACCACCGUCCCCUCUCCCUCCAUGCUUAUGGUGCCUCUCGCUUGUCGAUGGGAGGGUUGUAGCGAAGCGAUCCGUCGCUGUAGCAAUGAUCAAUCUCAUGGUGGCAGGGUAUCAGAGUGCUUAUACCCUUGGCAUUGCUAAGAACCAGACUGCGCUCUCGAAGAGUUUUACCGUCACGGUCAACGUUUUAACUACUGUUUUCCUCGAGUCUUCCUGCCAUCUGGUCUGCAUAACGGUCACCGAGGCUUACGACCCACGAAAUGUAGCACAUGCUACAUCGCCUCUUAACGCACGCCAAAGAUACAUAUUUGAAACAUCUCCUCCAAGUCGCAAUCCUAUUCCAACAUAUCUAAAAGGGCCCAAACCACGAAAUCCUACAUUUGCGCAGAGUACCACCCUUCGUAUAGGAGUCAGCUACAUCGACUUAUCAGCGGCACGAAUUCCCCCGGCUCGUCUCAUACGUUCAGACUCGACAGGAGCACAUCUCAGUCCUGCUCCAAGUCUACGACUGCUAAUGUUGGCGCGCAUGAGCCGUCGCAGCGCAGUAAUUGGCCAUAGCAAACAUGAGGGUAUUGGACGCGACUAUUUGGAAAUUCUCGUAACAGACGGUGAUCUAAGUACUGACAUACACCCGGCUGUCUGCAAACGAACACUGCUCCUCCUGUUGGGUAUCUCGUCUCCCCCACCUUCUUCACAUCACGUUCAGCAGUGA
Messenger RNA from Suillus paluster, 987 nucleotides. RefSeq lists its product as uncharacterized. The record is from RefSeq and is a predicted model, not a curated record. The transcript is spliced from 10 exons. Bases 1 to 987 code for a protein of 328 amino acids. NCBI's taxonomy places the organism in Eukaryota, Fungi, Basidiomycota, Agaricomycetes, Boletales, Suillaceae.